AUGCCCUGGGAGAAUUCAGACCUUAAAUCUGCAUUAAAAGGUGAGAAGGUCUGUGGCACAGCUUUGAUUGGCGUUCUAGAUGGAGCAGGAUUAGAUGUUGAUUUUCAUCUACUGUCUCCAAAAGGUGAAACUCUAGUUUUUGAUGAAAGAAAAUCAGAUGGAGUUCAUACGGUGGAAGCAGAAGAUGGGGAUUACAUGUUCUGCUUUGACAACACAUUCAGUACCAUUUCUGAAAAGGUGAUUUUCUUUGAACUGAUCCUGGACAAUAUGGGAGAAGACGGACAAGAUCAGGAAGACUGGAAGAAGUACGUUACAGGCACAGAUCUCCUAGAUAUGAAAUUGGAAGACAUUCUGGAAUCCAUCAACAGUGUCAAAGCCAGAUUAAGCAAAAGUGUCCAGAUUCAGACCCUGCUCAGAGCAUUUGAGGCUCGUGAUCGAAAUAUACAAGAAAGCAACUUUGACAGAGUGAAUUUCUGGUCCAUGGUCAACUUGGGAGUAAUGGUGGUGGUAUCAGCUGUUCAGGUUUACAUGUUGAAAAGUCUUUUUGAAGAUAAGAGGAAAAGUAGAACUUAAUAUUCAGCAUGAUCAUAAGAACAUAAGAGGUGUGGGGGGAGAGGGGGAGCAAUAAACUACUACAGUAAAGGGAAGAAAAAAAAAAAGACCUUUCAGAUUCUUUUGAACAGGCAGUAGACAUCAGGUUUUCAAUUCACGUUGGGCGUUUUGGUGGUUUUUUGGUGGUGAUGGUCUUGUUUGCUUUUGUUUCGUUUUUUUAACAUGAACAGAAUGUGUUGCCCCAAGCUCUUCCAUUUCUGCAAGUGCUACUAACAAUAUCUUUUUUGUACUUGUAGCAUUUGUUAAUGACUAACUUACGCAUAGUGCACAGGAUGCUUGGUGCAUAUGCAAAGUAAUGUUAAUACUGUCAUUUUUUCACGUUCACAUAAAACUUUAAAUGGUAACUUAGACAUUGGUUUAUUUGCUGUUAAACAUUGAGUAAAUUUACAUGUGUGCCUAAGUGUUCACGGGAUUGAGGACCAGGGGGGUAGUCUGUAGUUUCUGUAGUUACUGUCAUUUAUCUUCAAAGUUACGUGUUUUUAAAAAUCCUCAGCUUUUGUUGUACAGCAUCAUGGAGAAACACUGGGCUAACAUUGCGAGAACAAAAUGAGAACUCUUUUUAUGUACAGAUGACUAACAUCAGCACUUUAAAAAAGCACCAUCAAUGUGAAAUUGAGUCAGUGUUGAAAAGAAUUGGAGAAAAUAGGUGCAAUUCCUGUUCGUAAAUCUUUGUGUCCUGUAGUUUUACAACCCUAUUUUCCUUUUUGGCUGUUACAUGAGAUUCAAGAGACAAGUGACUAUAUGGUAGACAAACAAAUGCACAUACACCUUGAAGUAUGGUUUGCGAACUCUUAGUUACUGUAACCUCAUGUAAUAAGAUAAUUUUCAAGAAGUCAUUUCUCAUAUUAUUCUUUCCCUUUAAUAAAAGGGAGAGUGUCAUAAUGUGAAAACAUUACCUUAAUGUUAAUUUUUGUAGUCUCAAAAUCCCUCUUAUUUGCAAAUUAUUUUUUAUUAGUUUUUGUCUACUAUGUCUAUGACUAAUGUAGCAGUUAAUAGGGUGAUUUACAUAGGCAUGAAGAACUAAAGCUGUUCACUUAAACUUUCCCUUUUUGCUCACGCUCACAAGUCUUUUAGCUGUAUAAGUACACUCGGUUCAUAUGAGCAGUGUUUCUAUAUCUAGCUGUUUAUAUGAGUAAGGCAUGAAUUACAUGAGCAGUAAGUACAGGCUUCAAAUUUUAGGAUCAACUGAAUAUGUAAUAUCACUUAACUAAGGCAAAGCUAUCCUGAAACCAGUAAUUUGUAAUUUCUAGAUAAAGUGGCUUUUAACAGUGUAAUGAGGGCAUGGAGAAUUUUUGCAAAAACCCCUGGUGUAUGAGAAUUAACUUUUUUUAAUAGUUCAAAGUUAGUAAUUUUUACAAUGUGCCAAGUCACUGAAGUUUCCUGUAUAAGUGUGUUAAACUACAUUUCAUCACAAGUGUUUUUAAAAAACACUUUUUUAAAGAAGUGUUUUAAAAAAAGUGUAUGUAUUAGUGUUCUGCCUGUUGUUGGGUCAUCUGGGUACAAACACCAGAAUUGCAAUUUCGAGACUGUGAUUAAAAAUUACUUUAUGGAGAUAAAACAGGGUCGAUAAAUGCAUGAAGAAACACUUUGUUCAAAUUAAGCAGAUGCUAGCA
Molecule: messenger RNA, 2225 nt
Organism: Aptenodytes forsteri (emperor penguin)
Lineage: Eukaryota; Metazoa; Chordata; Aves; Sphenisciformes; Spheniscidae
Gene: TMED5
Product: transmembrane p24 trafficking protein 5
Exons: 4
Coding region: 1-573 (190 amino acids)
Biological process (GO): Golgi organization; intracellular protein transport; endoplasmic reticulum to Golgi vesicle-mediated transport
Cellular component (GO): endoplasmic reticulum-Golgi intermediate compartment; endoplasmic reticulum; Golgi apparatus
Source: RefSeq, a predicted model, not a curated record